CGGAGGCAGCUGUAGACAAGGGGAACUUUUGUGCGCGCUUCGGCAGCAGAGGAGAGGGUGCAUCUUUACAGCCCCCACCCCGACGGGCCCCUGCCAUCUCCCGUCACUCUAUCCUCAGCCCUUGGGAUGGACCCUCAGCCCUCGCCUCCGGGCAGGUGGGGGUUGCCGAACUCGGGCCCUCGGGACUCUGACCCUGAUGGCCGCUCUGAUACCUGCAGCACCUCUCGGAUGGAAGUCCUGGAGGAGUUCGACAACGAGUUCCCCCAGAGUGUGACCUUCUGCCAGCUCAUCUCCGUGAAGGACUUCGAGAGGCAGGCGGUCACCUACACAGAUCGCGCACUGCGCCGCCUCUUCCGCACCCUGGAUCGCACCCCACAGCUGGCAGAGAGGGUGCUGCGCAAGAACAAACAGACCGAGUGCGAGCAGCGUGGGCUCUUCUCUUUCCUCUGGGCGAAGUUCCUCUGCACUGUCCAGGGGCAGCUGAACCUGUGCAACAGCAUGGGAGCGCAGGAGAUGCGCCAGCGCCUGGACCGGCUGAAGAGGACCAUCCACCGUGCUCACCUGUAUGCCCAGGAUGCCAAGAAGAAGAGAAAAAAAUCCAAACUGAAGAAACCAGAACCCAUACUCCGACAAGACCGGUCAACCUCUCCAUGCCUACUACCAACCCUGCUGCCACCUCCACCACCGCCAUCACUGCCACCACCUGUCACCACCAUGACCUCUGUGGUGGCCCCAUCGUCCCCAGUCUACACUAUGCCCAGGAUCUUUGGUCCCUUCCCUUCACUCCCUAGGAAGCCGAUGGAGAAAUUGGACAACACAGGGUCUGAAGUGCAAUUAAACUGCAGUGGUCUGUCAUCAAACCCAAAGAGCCGCAUGGUUGAUCUGACUCCCUUGGUCCUCAACCCCGGAGGCUUCCAUUUCUCAUACUUGGCUAGAAACAGUCCACACAAGCUCCAUUGCCCCGGCUUUCCCUGGACCUCUGCCUGUAGUGACUCCCCUGGCCCCAAGAAGACCCCAGCAUGUGCUGUGAAGGCGUCCAUCUUCACUCCGCCUGUCCUCCUCAAGUUCCAGCCUACUCCCAGGCCCAAAGAGGAUGCAGAGAACAGGCCUGGAAGUGCAGAGUCUUCGUCCCAUGAGAACCAGUGACCUCUCCCCCUA
Molecule: messenger RNA, 1158 nt
Organism: Octodon degus (degu)
Lineage: Eukaryota; Metazoa; Chordata; Mammalia; Rodentia; Octodontidae
Exons: 6
Coding region: 127-1146 (339 amino acids)
Source: RefSeq, a predicted model, not a curated record